AGUGGAUACAACAGCAGGUGGUUAAAAGAAGGAUAAAGAGGGAUUACAAACCUGGUGGUACCCAAUCCACUUAUUUCAAUGAUCCCAAGUGGCCAAGCAUGUGGUACAUGCACUGCAGUGAUAACACCCACCAUUGCCAAUCAGAUAUGAAUAUAGUAGGUGCUUGGAAGAGAGGUUACACUGGAAAGAACGUUGUGGUCACCAUCCUGGAUGACGGCAUCGAAAGAAACCAUCCAGACUUGAUGCAGAAUUAUGAUUCGCAGGCCAGUUUUGAUGUCAAUGGAAAUGAUUUUGACCCUAUGCCUCGAUAUGAUGCCAGCAACGAAAACAAGUAAGACAAGAUGACCUUCAUGGCAUUUUCAAUAUCUAGGUCGUUGAGUAGAAAGUACCGGUUCUUCUAUGAAAGUAGGAAACUUGAAUCCUCAUAAAGCAGCAUGAUU
Tauraco erythrolophus (red-crested turaco) is the source of this 440-nucleotide messenger RNA. NCBI's taxonomy places the organism in Eukaryota, Metazoa, Chordata, Aves, Musophagiformes, Musophagidae. The record is from RefSeq and is a predicted model, not a curated record.